AUGGCAGGUUGUCCAAAGGGUGGUGAAGUCGAUGCUCACGAUGAAGUUAAAGGAUUUGGCAAAAAAGCCCACAUUUCAAUACUUCCUUUCAAGCCCUCGAGGCCUUUAUUCAAAAAAUCCCCCGAGACCCCCUCACCAGCUCUUGGCACAUCCUCCUACAACCCAGUUGGGAUUCAAGGAACCCGCAAUUACACAACGUUGAAGGAAAUCAAUUCAACAGCAAACACAAUGGCAGCAGGCGGCGCAAAACUCCAGACGCCCAGCUCCGAGGCCGGGGGAAGCAUCCGAGACGACCCCAAGGCUUCUUCGGCGGCAAUAGCGGCCGCACCCAGCUGGAACAAUAAGAAGUUCAGAGAAGAGUACGAGUCUUUCAAGGCGAAACUUCUGGACCAGAGAUUCGACCCAAAACAUUUCCCAGACCCGUUGCUUCCAAGAAGCGGCUCUGAUCCCCGAAAUAACCCAAAGACGACGCCGGAGGCUGAGCGACGGAUCGACAAGAUCAUCGCCGAGUACAAGGCUAGAAGUUGA
Molecule: messenger RNA, 528 nt
Organism: Colletotrichum acutatum
Lineage: Eukaryota; Fungi; Ascomycota; Sordariomycetes; Glomerellales; Glomerellaceae
Exons: 4
Coding region: 1-528 (175 amino acids)
Source: RefSeq, a predicted model, not a curated record